Mycena indigotica is the source of this 513-nucleotide messenger RNA. Its product is annotated as RING-type domain-containing protein. The transcript is spliced from 3 exons. The coding region runs from base 1 to 513 and encodes 170 amino acids. The record is from RefSeq and is a predicted model, not a curated record. NCBI's taxonomy places the organism in Eukaryota, Fungi, Basidiomycota, Agaricomycetes, Agaricales, Mycenaceae. Gene Ontology annotation, molecular function: metal ion binding.
AUGGCAAAUGGCGAAGCAUCCUCUUCGCGGGGCACCAAGCGACAACUCAUACCAGGAGAAAGCUCUCGAAAGCGCCAAAAAGUUCAGGCAGAGAAACCAGGAGACGAUUCAGGGCUGGGGGAGGAGCUACCCGACAAUCUCAUCCAGAAAUCGACCUCAUCGAGGCAGGGGGAAGAUAGCAACGACUCGGAGUCGAUUCCCAUUUCCACUGGGGCUGACUCCUACAUCGCACCCACAUCGUCAAGACCAGCACCAGAGCCACCCCAACCACUGUCAACCUACACCUGCCCGAUCUGCUUCUGCGCACCGACAAAUGCAACGUUGACGCCAUGCGGCCAUGUCUGCUGCGGUUCUUGUCUUUUUACUGCGAUAAAGACGAUGAUGCAACGCGGCGCUUUAAUCCCUGGCUCGCUCGAGGCGAGAUGUCCGGUAUGCCGUGCAGAGAUUCCGGGCUGGGACGGGAAAGGCGGUGGUGUUGUGGGGCUCCAGACUCGUUUCGUCAUGAGUGUAUGA